GGCGGGCGGGCGGGCGGCGCGAGGCGGGUGGGCGGAGGCGGCCGGUCCCGGGACACCGACGCAGCGCGCUGGAGGCCGCCGCAGGGCUGGCCAGGCUCCGCAGCCUGUCGCAGUCGCCGCCUCGCCUCUGAGGUCCCGAGAGCGCGGCGGCGGGCGCGCGGCCUGUGAGGGCGGCCGGAACGGCGGGCGCGGUGCGGCGCCGAGCGUCCUGUCAGGCGACCGAGGGCGCCGCGGACCCGCGCCGCGAUGAUGCCGUUGUUUCCUGUAAUGCCCCUAAUCCUAUUGGGUUUCAUCUGUUUCCUGUGUGCUGUCAAGAAAGAAAAAAUAACACUACCUGUUGAUUGUGACAUGCUAUCCAUUAUGAUAUUAACCGUGUUUUUGAGCAACAAUGAACAGAUUUUAACAGAAGUUCCUAUAACACCAGAAACAACAUGUCGAGAUGUUGUAGAAUUUUGCAAGGAACCUGGAGAAGGCAGUUGCCAUUUAGCUGAAGUGUGGAGGGGAAAUGAGCGUCCCAUACCCUUCGAUCAUAUGAUGUAUGAACAUCUUCAGAAGUGGGGGACACGAAGGGAAGAAGUGAAAUUUUUCCUUCGACAUGAGGAUUCCCCCACUGAGAGCAGUGAACAAGGUGGCCAUCAGACCCAAGAGCACAGAACUCAGAGAAAUAUAAUAAAUGUACCUGGAGAGAAGCGCACUGAAAAUGGGGUUGGGAAUCCACGUGUUGAACUUACCCUUUCGGAGCUCCAAGAUAUGGCAGCUAGGCAACAGCAGCAAAUUGAAAAUCAGCAGCAAAUGCUGGUUGCCAAGGAACAACGUUUACACUUUCUAAAGCAACAGGAGCGCCGUCAGCAGCAGUCUAUUUCUGAAAAUGAAAAGCUUCAAAAGUUGAAAGAACGAGUUGAAGCCCAGGAAAACAAGCUGAAGAAAAUCCGUGCUAUGAGAGGACAAGUAGACUACAGCAAAAUUAUGAACGGCAAUCUGUCUGCUGAAAUAGAAAGGUUCAGUGCCAUGUUCCAGGAAAAGAAGCAGGAAGUACAGACUGCAAUUUUAAGAGUUGAUCAGCUCAGUCAGCAAUUAGAAGAUUUAAAGAAAGGAAAACUGAACGGGUUCCAGUCUUACAAUGGCAAGCUGACAGGACCGGCAGCAGUGGAGCUAAAAAGACUGUACCAAGAGCUACAGAUUCGUAACCAGCUUAACCAGGAACAGAAUUCAAAACUCCAGCAGCAGAAGGAACUCUUAAAUAAGCGCAACAUGGAGGUGGCCAUGAUGGACAAGCGAAUCAAUGAACUGCGUGAACGUCUUUAUGGGAAAAAAAUUCAGCUGAGCCGUGUGAAUGGCACGUCGUCACCGCAGUCGCCCCUGGGCAUGCCGGGCAGGGUUGCGGCAGUGGGGCCUUACAUCCAGGUGCCAGGAGGCAGCUCUUCUGUCCCGGGGGACCCCAUCAAGCCCCAGGUGCUUGCGAUCGGCUCGAGCACUGCCCAUGGAAGAUCCAAAUCUGAUGGCCAUGGUAAACCCAGAGAGACCAGCUCGUGGAUGGUGUCAGACCUCGAUGCCCCGCCUGACUGCGGCUCCUCACAGCCCUCUGCAAACCUGUGUGCAAAGCCCAAUGAUGGAAACUGGCCAACGUUAAAACAAAAUUCUAGCUCUUCAGCGAAACCAGCGCAGGUUGCCAGUGUGGACUGGAAGGACUCAAGUGUGGAAGGUCCCAUCAAGCCAGGGACCGUCUCAAGCCAGCCUGUGCCCUUGUCAGCUUUAGGCGCCACGGAGAAGCUGGGCAUUGAACUGGGUAAAGUGCCACCCCCCAUCCCUGGUGUUGGCAAGCAGCUGCCUCCAAGCUAUGGGACACACACAAGUACUGCACCCGUGGGCCUGGGGCCAACAGACUCCCUGGAGAGGAGGAAGGAGGGCAGCUUGCCCAGGCCUGGUGCAGGCCUGCCCACUCGGCCGAAGCCCGCCCCACUGCCCACUGUGGGUAGCACGCACCAGCCAGGUUCCUCGCAGCAGAUUCAGCAAAGGAUUUCCGUGCCACCAAGUCCCACAUACCCACCAGUGGGGCCGCCUGCAUUUCCAGCUGGAGACAGCAAACCUGAGCUUCCACUGACUGUGGCUAUUAGGCCCUUUCUGGCUGAUAAAGGAUCAAGGCCACAGUCCCCCAGGAAAGGACCCCAGACAGUGAAUUCAAGUUCCAUAUAUUCCAUGUACCUCCAGCAAGCCACACCACCCAAGAAUUACCAGCCAGCGGUGCACAGCGCCUUAAAUAAGUCAGUCAAAGCAGUGUACGGGAAACCUGUGUUACCAUCUGGGUCAACGUCCCCGUCACCCUUACCGUUUCUUCAUGGGUCGCUGGCCACAAGUGUUUCACAGUCCCAGCCACCUUCAGAAAGUGCAGAGAAAGAGCCAGAGCAGGACAGCCAUGCCCCUCCCGGAGACGGCGGCACUGGCCACGUGGAAAGCCUGCCACGGCCACUCAGCCCCACCAAGCUCACGCCCAUCGUGCACUCCCCGUUGCGCUACCAGAGCGAUGCCGACCUGGAAGCCCUGCGCAGGAAGCUGGCCAACGCGCCCCGGCCCCUGAAGAAGCGCAGCUCCAUCACAGAGCCUGAGGGCCCCGGUGGGCCCAACAUCCAGAAGCUGCUGUACCAGCGCUUCAACACCCUGGCUGGGGGCAUAGAGGGCACCCCCUUCUACCAGCCCAGCCCCUCCCAGGACUUCAUGGGCACAAUUGCCGAUGUUGACAACGGCAAUACCAAUGCCAACGGGAACCUGGGAGAGGCCAGCCCCGCCCAGCCCACGGCCCUGCUCCCCGCUGAGCCCACUCCGUCCUCAGAUGCCAACGACAAUGAGCUCCCUUCCCCGCAACCACAGGGGCUCUUCUGUCCCCAGAGCGCGCGCCAGACGGCCGAACCUGCUGAGGACACGAACAACAAUGUGGCCCCGGCCCAGACCACAGAGCAGGUCCCCAGCCCUGGGGCCGAGGCUCCCUCCCUGGGGGAGGAGCAGGUCCCCUCGCCCACUCCUGCUGUGCCCCCUCCGGCAGCCUCCACGAGCAAACGGACCAACCUGAAGAAGCCUAACUCGGAGCGGACCGGGCACGGGCUGAGAGUCCGCUUCAACCCCCUGGCGCUGCUCCUAGAUGCUUCACUGGAAGGAGAGUUUGACCUGGUGCAAAGGAUCAUCUAUGAGGUGGAAGACCCCAGCAAGCCCAACGACGAAGGGAUCACCCCGCUGCACAAUGCCGUCUGCGCUGGCCACCACCACAUUGUGAAGUUCCUGCUGGACUUUGGGGUCAACGUGAAUGCCGCUGACAGCGAUGGCUGGACGCCGCUGCACUGCGCCGCCUCCUGCAACAGCGUUCACCUCUGCAAACAGCUGGUGGAGAGCGGCGCUGCCAUUUUUGCCUCGACCAUCAGCGACAUUGAAACUGCUGCAGACAAGUGUGAAGAAAUGGAGGAAGGCUACAUCCAGUGUUCCCAGUUUUUAUAUGGGGUGCAGGAGAAGCUGGGCGUGAUGAACAGAGGAGUCGUGUACGCCCUGUGGGGCUACGAGGCCCAGAACAGCGACGAGCUGUCCUUCCACGAAGGGGACGCCAUCACCGUCCUGAGACGCAAGGACGAGAGCGAGACUGAGUGGUGGUGGGCCCGCCUUGGGGACCGGGAGGGCUACGUGCCCAAAAACCUGCUGGGGUUGUACCCACGGAUCAAACCCCGACAGCGAACAUUAGCCUGAGCUUUCCCCCUGGAGCACCGCACGGGCCCGCCAGCUGUGAGGAGCUGCUGCAGAGAUGAUUCUGCUGUUUCCCCAGGAAAGCUGAAGCUGGAAUGGUUUCAUGGUGCUCACUUUAGCAGCCAGCAUCCACAAUGUGAAAUUCCUGCAGUUUUUAGGUGAGGCCCUUUCUCCAGUUUGCCCAGACCUGGGAGAGGUACUUUCACCUCCAAGAAGAUGGAAUUUUGCCAAUUACUGUAAAUCCAAAUAAAUACCCAGCUUUUUAAACAACU
Molecule: messenger RNA, 3995 nt
Organism: Manis pentadactyla (Chinese pangolin)
Lineage: Eukaryota; Metazoa; Chordata; Mammalia; Pholidota; Manidae
Gene: PPP1R13B
Product: protein phosphatase 1 regulatory subunit 13B
Exons: 19
Coding region: 247-3726 (1159 amino acids)
Biological process (GO): apoptotic process; regulation of apoptotic process; negative regulation of cell cycle
Cellular component (GO): nucleus
Molecular function (GO): transcription factor binding; p53 binding
Source: RefSeq, a predicted model, not a curated record